AUGAGUUACUACAGCGGCUACUACGGAGGCCAGGGCUAUGGCUAUGGAGGCUUCGGGGGCCUGGGCUAUGGCUAUGGAGGCUAUGGCUGUGGAUGUAACAGCAUCCGCAGACUGGGCUGUGGCUGUGGCUAUGGAGGCUAUGGAUACGGCUCUGGCUAUGGAGGCUACGGAUACGGCUCUGGCUAUGGAGGCUACGGGUAUGGCUGCUGCCGCCCUUCAUGCUAUGGAGGGUAUGGGUUCUCCAGCUUCUACUGA
Molecule: messenger RNA, 255 nt
Organism: Mesocricetus auratus (golden hamster)
Lineage: Eukaryota; Metazoa; Chordata; Mammalia; Rodentia; Cricetidae
Product: keratin-associated protein 19-3-like
Exons: 1
Coding region: 1-255 (84 amino acids)
Source: RefSeq, a predicted model, not a curated record